AUGGCACGCCUUGUGGCACUCUUCGUGGCACUCCUAGCACAAGCCGCUAUCCUUACCAAAGGCCUACGCGCCCUCAAGGCGUACAAAAUACGCCUGAGUGCAUCGGACCUCAGCGGCAGCGUGGUGGUCACCAGCUACAUGGGCGCGGGGUCCAGCGUUGUGAAGUGCGCGGGUCUGGCCGCCGCAAGUGGUGCCGCCGCCACACCCGUCUUCUGCAUCACUCUUCAGCAAACCUGCUUGGUCACCAACGCGUACUUCCCUCCCGGGUACAUCAGCCCGGAACCUCAAGUGCACCAGUGCUACACCACUACAGCUCCGCUCUUCGACAUGACGACUGCCUUGGCGACAUGCCCUGCCCAGUACGGCUGCUGUCUUGAACCUUUCGAGUCGGUGAGCAACGUUGGGUGCAUCUACGCCAACGCCAGCUUCUUGCCACCGAAGCCAUAUGCCACAGCCAGGGCCAUGUGCCAGAGUCUCUGGCCCACGGCAGACUUGCUUGUCCCCUACGCGUGGGGGAAUUUGGACGACUAUUUGAAAGCUCGAGGAGUGGAAGGGCCCUGGCUGGGCGCCAAAAAGAACACCGCAACAUCGCAGUGGCAGUGGGUCGACGGUACCACUGUGUCUGCCUCCAGCUGGGG
This is a messenger RNA of Hyalella azteca, 638 nucleotides long. RefSeq lists its product as uncharacterized. NCBI's taxonomy places the organism in Eukaryota, Metazoa, Arthropoda, Malacostraca, Amphipoda, Hyalellidae. The record is from RefSeq and is a predicted model, not a curated record.